GCACUAUGAAUAAUUUCAGAGCCACCGACCAUCACACCCCUGUGUAGAAGUCGACUGGUCCUGCACAGACGUCACGAGAUCCACAAAAUGGCGAGUCAGACCACCGGCAUCCAGCAGCUACUCGCGGCAGAAAAACGCGCCGCAGAGAAGGUUGCAGAGGCCCGAAAACGUAAAAACCGCCGUUUGAAGCAGGCGAAGGAGGAGGCGCAGGCUGAGAUAGAGACAUACCGACAGGAGAGAGAGAGGCAGUUUCUGGAACAUCAGGAAAAGCACAUGGGUUCCAGAACAGACAUUGUGCGCCGCAUGGACGAGCAAACGUUGCAGAAGAUGGACGAACUGAACCAGAACGUCUCUCAGAACAAGGAUGAAGUGAUGGCGCGAAUCUUGGAGCUGGUUUAUGACAUAAGACCUGAGCUUCACCAAAAUCUCAAAGUUAACUAGGCCCUAGGACAUAAGACAUAGUGCAAAAUAUUCCAAAAGAAGCUAGAAAUAUAAUCUCCACCACUCAAGAAGUGAAUGAAAUUGAAAAAAGUUGCAGUCAUAGCUUUAGUUGUCAUUGGAUAUAGAUUUAACUUAUGAUAUAUGUGGUUACACGUAUUAUCGUACUUGGAGUAGGGUGAAAUUUGAAUGUCAGUAAUUUGUCAAAUUGUGAAUUAUGUGACUUCUGUGUUAACAAUAUAUAGAUCCUGCUGCAUGAUUGUAACUUUGUCAAAACAUGUUAUAAAUAUUUGUCUCCAUGUUAGCCUAGUAACUGAAAACAGUAUUCCUCUAUGCAUAAGAACUAGUACUGUUUUUUGUUUAUUACAUACCAUAAGUAUAAGUCGUAUGUACUUGCUAUGUAACACUAGUUUUUGAUAUUCUGAUGGGGACCUUUAAUUGCUGCAUUUACCUGUACUUGUCAAAUGGCACUAGCCUCACAGCUAGCAAUAUUUUGAUUUACCCAAUUUCAAAAGAUUUGAUAUUGGCACUACAGGAAGCCUACCUAUUGAUACAUAGGUAGGCUUCAUAUAGUGGAUCUAAAAAAA
Messenger RNA from Branchiostoma floridae (Florida lancelet), 1025 nucleotides. RefSeq names its product V-type proton ATPase subunit G-like. Gene Ontology annotation, biological process: proton transmembrane transport. The coding region runs from base 88 to 441 and encodes 117 amino acids. The record is from RefSeq and is a predicted model, not a curated record. Gene Ontology annotation, molecular function: proton-transporting ATPase activity, rotational mechanism. Gene Ontology annotation, cellular component: vacuolar proton-transporting V-type ATPase complex. The transcript has 3 exons. Lineage: Eukaryota; Metazoa; Chordata; Leptocardii; Amphioxiformes; Branchiostomatidae.